This is a messenger RNA of Sinocyclocheilus grahami, 2206 nucleotides long. Its product is annotated as tetratricopeptide repeat protein 39B. The record is from RefSeq and is a predicted model, not a curated record. Lineage: Eukaryota; Metazoa; Chordata; Actinopteri; Cypriniformes; Cyprinidae. The coding region runs from base 431 to 1861 and encodes 476 amino acids. Gene Ontology annotation, molecular function: protein binding. The transcript has 15 exons.
CCAAAAUAAAAUGUCUCAUGAAUAUUAAUUACGUGACGCGCGCCAGUCUGCUGGCCAAUGAGCGAAGCCUGCUGUGGACGAGGCGUGGCUUAUGAAUAUUAAUCAGGAUGUGUGUCAGGAAGGUUACCAAUCAACUCGAUUAAUAUUCAUGAGCUCAGGUUUCCCCGUGAUUCUGCCUCCGGUUCACUCAAACCGAACAAAACUGGGGUGUUAUUUAUCACUUUAUUAAAUUAAAUUGUUAUAAAUAUUAUUACACUGUUUCUAAUCGCAAAGCGCGUGCGUGACGCGUCGGUGGGCGUGUCCGGUAAGCCUGACGUCACACCUCCGACCGUACCGAGAGGCUGAACCGAGUCCGCCGCCGAAGAACCGCCUUCAGCAGCAGCGCGCUGGGGUCCAGAUGUGUGGCGGUUAACUCAGGGAAUCAAGCGCCAUGGCUCGGGUCGGUAACGGAGCGGACGGCGCGGAACCGGAGGAGGACUGUUUUGAAGAUGCUUUCGAUCGCAUUCCAGUACAAUAUAUAUCAUAUACAAAGACACAAUCUCGUUCAUCACCGUUUUCUGUAUUUCAGGAUGAAAACAUGAUCAGUUUUAUUAAAGGAGGAAUCAAAAUACGCACAAGUUAUCAAAUCUACAAGGACUGCCAGAGUUCGUUGAACAUGUCUCAGGGAGUGGGCGGAGACAGCGAGGCCUUCAGACAGUUUGAGGGCGGAGUCAAGCUGGGGAUUGGCUCCUUCAACCUGAUGCUGUCUUUACUACCUGCACGAAUCCUUCGACUGCUGGAGUUUAUCGGCUUCUCAGGGAACAGAGACUUCGGUUUGUCGCAGCUGCGGGAAGGCGCCGGCAGUCACAGUCUCAGAUCCGUCCUGUGUGUGCUGACGCUGCUCUUCUACCACACUUACGUCAGUCUGAUUCUGGGCACUGGUGAAGGGAAUCUGGUGGAGGCCGAGGCUUUAUUAGAGCCCUACAUAGAGCGAUUUCCACGGGGCUCAAUUAUCCUGUUUUACUCGGCUCGCAUCGCCUUACUGAGGGGAAACUUUGAGAAGGCGCUGGUGAAGUUCCAGGAGUGUAUCUCGGCGCAGCAGCAGUGGCGUCAGAUCCAUCAUCUGUGUUAUUGGGAGCUGAUGUGGUGUCACUCGUUCCAGCAGCAGUGGAGAGACGCGUAUCGAUACGCAGACCUGCUGUGCCGAGAGAGCCGCUGGUCUAAAGCCAUCUACGUCUAUCAGAAAGCUGCCAUCCUGAGCAUGAUGUCUGAGGAGGAGCUGAAGACGAGCGGAGAGGACGUGGUGGAGCUGUUCAGGCAGGUGGAGGGACUGAAGCAGCGAUUGGCCGGGAAAUCCAUCCCGAUGGAGAAGUUUGCCAUCAGGAAAUCCCGCAGAUACUCAUCAGCCGUGCCCGUUAAACUGGUGAUUCCUGCGCUGGAAAUGAUGUAUGUGUGGAACGGCUUCACUAUAGUUGGGAAACGUGCGGAUGCCACUGAGAGCUUACUGAUCACCAUCGAGAGAGCAGAGGAGCAGCUACGCAACGAUCCCAACCCCUCUGAGUUCCAUCCUGAUGAUCAGUGUCUGGUUCAGAUGUUGAAGGGUUUGUGUUUGAAGCAUCUGGGCCGAUUACUGCAGGCUGAGCUCUGCUUCACACAGGUGCUGAGCAGUGAGAAGCACAUCCGUUACGAUCACUAUCUGAUCCCCUUCACCCUCUAUGAGCUGGGUUUACUCUACAAGCAGCAGGGCGAUUACAUCAAAGCCACGCGCUUCAUCGAGGAGGCCAAGUUGAAUUAUAAGGACUAUUCAAUGGAGUCUCGUCUUCAUUUCCGCAUCCACGCGGCUCUCAGCAGUCUGAAGGGUUCUCCGACAAACUCGCCGUGAUGACAGACGAUCAGCGCUGACGCGGAAGAACACGACAAGCACAUCACGACGGUCACUGAAGCACCAAAGCAGCGCGGCGUAGCGAUCUGUAGAGAAACACAUUCACUGACCAUUUCAAACCAAAGUCGCCGUUCAGUCAUCAGUAACUAGCGGACAUGUACCUCAAACCUGACGAUUUGAACACUUAUUUAUCCAUGUAGUUUAAAUACAGAGUCUUACGUUUGUAAGCAAGUCGCUGACGUCCAAUCAGAAAACAGCUGCUGUAAUGAAUGUAACGUUUUAUUUUAAAGACCAAAUAUGUUUGUCUGCUUGUGUGUGUUACAUUGUGUGCCUGUUGUGUGUGUG